GAUCCAGAUACCUUGAUCGCAGGUGGUGCCAUGUCAGAUGAACACGCUUUGCAACACGCACCUUUUGAAGCGUGCCAAAGGAGUGGCGAGCAAAUUCAUCCAGCGUACAUUUGCUACGAGUCUGGUCUCGCCUCUGACAAGAGUUCUGCCGGAGCCAUCUACAGCGCCGUGCGCGCAUGCUUCGCAGAGCUUGGCGUCUUGAGAUACCCCGACACGGAUUCCGCAGUGGAAGAGACUGUCGGACGUGACUGGGAGCAUUUUGAGAUUACCGACGUCUUCAAGCUCGAUAGCAGAGGCUACGAGUGGAUCAACGGCUUUGGCUCUCAGAACUUCCAGGUCUUGCCUCCAGGGGCUGCGUUUGGCAGGCGGCUUGAACCGCUCGAGGAGCUGAUUGCACCGACUGGCCGAGACUCGUACCUCAUCUUUCCGAAAGGCAAAGCCUUUUGGAUCCCGGGUUGGCCUCUUGGCUGGCUCGCCCGGAAGCUUGUGCCUGAAGAGCUCUGA
Molecule: messenger RNA, 504 nt
Organism: Symbiodinium necroappetens
Lineage: Eukaryota; Dinophyceae; Suessiales; Symbiodiniaceae
Source: the annotation of a GenBank genome assembly